AUGAUGCAGCCACAGUCCAUCAUCCACUUCUCUGUCACUAACUGCUCCAUUGCUGAGGUUAACUGACUUGGACAAGUAAUGGCAAGGACAGUUGGAACAGCCAUGAUGGAGGGUGCUAUCCAGGUGGUUAGUGACACAGGAAAAGUUACUGUUUUUUCACAGGAUCAAGUGGAAUUAGAAGUAAUUCAGUUAAAAGCAACAAGAAUUCAUGUACCUGCCACAAAACUUGAAAAAGCUACUGAAAUGAUGGUCUCCAUGGUGGAGCUGAACAGCAUGCUGACUCUGUUUUCCUUUGGUAAUGCUAACCCUGAACUGAUACUCCAGUGGUCAGUGAGCAAAAGAGAUGUUGUAGACAUUCUUUGAUGCUUGGAGGUUUCUGUUCAGCUCCCAUCAAAGAAUAAUGUCACUAUGGUGGUGUAUACAAAAGCAGCAGGUAGAACCAGUAUUAAGGUAACAUGACAGUGUCUGAACGCAUCUGCUGGACAGUUUGAAGGAAACUGUACUGAACUAUUGGAUGAAGUGCAAAUCCUGGUAUUUGAUGAGCUGCUACUACUCUCUCCUGUGUUUUCCACUGAACAAGUUUUGAUGUCCACAAAUUCUCAACUCAAGCUGUACACAAACAGGUUUACACUGUGCAUUUCUGGGGAAUCUGGGUCACUCCAUGGCCUGCAAAUGUGUAUUGGAGUGACUGCUGAGCGGCACUGCAUCUGCCCGUUACAUGCAGUUUAACAAAUCCAUUCAAGAAAAUGUGCCUUCAUGGUGCUCAGACUGUUGAUGUGAGGCUGAAGGCAUAGACUUAAUGCCAUACCCUGAUCCCCUGCUACCAUUGAAUGUGUGAGGUUGUAGUUCAGUGUGAUUUUGAACUAGAAGAACUUCAGGAGCAGUAUCCUGAAUAUAUGGUUGAUUGUCAGGGAAAAAAGCAUUAGCUGCUGAUGUUUCUUAUCGCCCUAGUGGCUGCCACUUUGAGUGAAACAAACUGCCAGACUAUCAAAGUCUAACAGACCUCUCAUUUUGUUCUUCACUAAGGGAAGGGGCUGCAUCUGUGAGCUUUCAAGUCUUGCAGUGUUACCCCAACUCUUCUGUCCUUGAGGAACACGAUCAAGGUCUCCUGAGAGCUGGAGCCAUCACAGGCAUUGCAGUGUUGGAAGUGACUUCUCAAGAAGUCUUUGGAGUCAGACAAAUAAUCAUAAUGGAGCGGUCUGCUGAGAGAAUGCUUUUGGUUUGAAUGUUAGUAAGUAUUGCAGGGUUUAAAAUAGUUUGUAGUAGCCUGUUUUGUUAUCAUGGAGCAUGAUAGUUUUGAGACAGGGAUCAUCAAAUCUGGUCAGAAGAAAGUACAUAUUUUGGGUCCUUGAAUACAAGAAAGAGAUUAGGAAACUGGAGAGAGUCUGGCAGAGAGCCACAAAAAAGUGUCUGGAGCACAGGACGUAUUAGGAGAGGCUCAGGGCAUUGGGUUUGUUUAGCCUGGGAGAAGGGAAAGGGGUUUCUAAUUGCACUGGGUAGUAGAGAAGGUGAAAUUACACUCCUCUUGGGGGUGCACAGUGAAAUGACAAGAGGUGGUGGUGACAAGUUGCAGCAAGGGAAUUUUAAAAUGGAGAGUAGGCCAAAAAUAAUUUACGCUGAAGUUGAGGGAACCACUGGAGCUUCAUCCUUGGAAGUUUUCAAAACUCAGCUGGACAAGAUCCCAGGGAUUCUGACCCAAGUUUGAAGUUGGCCCUGCUUUGAGCUGGGGAUUGGGCUAGAGACCCACAGAGAUAUUUUCAACCUGUUUUUUCAAUAAGUCUAUGCUUAUUAUUUCUUCUUGAUCAGUGUAGUCAUGGGAUGCUUCUCCAUCUGCAUUGUCUGUAUUGAAUCUGAAGUGAUGAUGGAGAUUUUUGUCUACCUAGCAAAAAAUUACUUUAGUUUUAUCCGGAUUUUAAAAUACUCACAAGCCGACUAUUCUCCCCCAGACUACAUUGUUGAGCUGGAAAGAGCAGAAAAACAAGGAGAUGGGAUUCUGGUGUCGGAGUCACAACUGGUGCAGCAGUCAUAAAAGUCCAUAUACAAGAGUCAAUCUACAAGGUGAAUAAUUACUGUGAAGUUCCAUCAUUAUAUAAAGAUUGCCUUAAUUGCUGUUUUAGGUAAACUGCAUUUUUAGCUACAUGCAUGUAAAAUAUGUGCUUUUUUGUGGCACUUAAUCUUCUGUGGCUUUGCCUUUCAUGGCAAGCAUUCCGAUUCUUUCCAGCAAAAGAAUACAUAUCAAUUCCUAAAGUUCAGGUAUCCAUUUUUUACUAAGUGAAAUUUAAGAGUUCUCUUCAAUCAUAUAUAUUCACAGUUUUCUGUCUUGCUGUGUUACAAGCACAGCUAAGAUCGCCACAAGUAACAGAUAAGAGAAAAAAAAAAAAUCUCUGUAUUACCACGUUUAGCAAUGUUGUUUGGAUUAUCAAUUUUGCUGUUUUCCCCCACUAAAUAUUGAGAAUAGGAUGAGUGUUUUUCUCUUUGUUGGAUACCUUUCACAUCGCAAUAGACCGAUAAAAGUAAGUGUGUCAUUGGAGAAAUUCCAGACCGGUGAGGGAACUUAGGGCAAAUGUACAAGACUGAGCAGGCAGGGAUGUGGAGAAAGCUGUUGCUGGCCCUCACCUUCCCUUGGCAGCCCUUUCACAGACCCACCAACAAUGAGGCUGUGCACUUGCCUAGCCACCUAAUGGUCCUUGGACUCUCUCUUGCUCUACCCAGAGCCCAGCUCCAAAGCUGAAAACGUCCAGCAACUGCUCCCACAGGGAAGGUGCCAGGACUGAAAGCUGUUGCUGGCCCUCACCUUCCCUUGGCAGGCCCUACACAGCCCCAACAGCACUGACUGCUGACUGCAAUUGUUCUGACACCUGAUACUCAAUCUUUCUAGAGCCCAGGAACCAAAAGAACAGCUGUCAGCAUAGGUUCCCACAAAGAAGCGGCCAGGAAGAAAGCUGUUGCUGGUUCUUACCUUCCAUUGCGUUAUGGAAAUUUUAUAUGCCAGUCACCAGGGUUCAACUCUAGCUUUCUGCUGAAUCAGUGAGCCAAAAAAGAGAUUCUUCUAUAAAGUUCUUUUAUUAAUAGUGCUACAGCUCAAGCUGGGUGCCUCUAAAGAGGGACCCCAAACAAAGAAAUCCCUGACCAAUUAUACCCUUACAAUCUAAG
Molecule: messenger RNA, 3153 nt
Organism: Aquila chrysaetos chrysaetos
Lineage: Eukaryota; Metazoa; Chordata; Aves; Accipitriformes; Accipitridae
Gene: NUP210L
Product: nucleoporin 210 like
Cellular component (GO): nuclear pore
Source: RefSeq, a predicted model, not a curated record